AUGUCUCGAGGAGGUCGAGGUGGAGGCCGCGGCGGUCGCGGCGGCGGAAGAGGUGGAAGGCCUAAUGUGCCGUGGGAUACAGGUGACGAGCCUGAUGCGCGACCCUCUGAGCUAUUUCCCCCAUACAUCGUUCCGACACCCCGAGAGCUCGCCGCACCCGAGAAAACCGCCGUACAACACCUUCUACUAUUAAGGCACCAGACCCAUGCCUCUCCUCUAUAUACAUCCAAGCGUACAUCCCUCAACGACCCGACAGCGCCCCGGAAACACUAUGGACAGGCACAGAAGAAUGCCGUGUUCGGCGUCAAGAGCAAGGCUUCCGUAGAUCCUUUUACUGCUGUACCCACCUACUCUCACAAGUUCGCCCGUGAAGAGCGCGCUCUUCCGGAUUGGUCCAAUCGCCCAGUUUGCCGUGAGCUUUUCCCCCGCGAAUUAUACAAAGAAAUCGACGCUGCGGCUACCAACAACGCCGACGUACCUGGCGGGUUCAAGCGCCGGAAACUUGAGCUCUCUAGCGUCAGUGCGCUGCCAAGCGCAGAGGAAGCUUUCGGCAUGGCAGGUGACGCUGAGGAUGAUAUGCAGGGCCGGACACUUCUUGAGCGUCUUCAAGCUCUCAAGGAGGAGGAAGGCGAAGAGGGCGGCGACCUCGAAGACGAGGAGGGCAUGGAAGAGGAAGAGCAGGACGAAGUCUAUGAUGACGAGGAUGCAGGCGACUACGAUGCUGAGAACUACUUUGAGAACGGCGAUGAUUUUGGCGACGAUUAUGGUGAUGACGGCGACGGAGAAGGAACCUUCUAG
Messenger RNA from Fusarium coffeatum, 798 nucleotides. RefSeq lists its product as uncharacterized. The transcript is spliced from 2 exons. The coding region runs from base 1 to 798 and encodes 265 amino acids. Gene Ontology annotation, biological process: transcription by RNA polymerase III. NCBI's taxonomy places the organism in Eukaryota, Fungi, Ascomycota, Sordariomycetes, Hypocreales, Nectriaceae. The record is from RefSeq and is a predicted model, not a curated record. Gene Ontology annotation, cellular component: RNA polymerase III complex.